Molecule: messenger RNA, 2505 nt
Organism: Closterium sp. Naga37s-1
Lineage: Eukaryota; Viridiplantae; Streptophyta; Zygnematophyceae; Desmidiales; Closteriaceae
Source: the annotation of a GenBank genome assembly
AUGGCGGAUUUGAACCAGGAGUCGCUGCUGGCGCACAAGCGCACGUUCAUGGAGUUCCUCGACCCCGAGAACCCCAAGGCGCGCUACAUGCAGCGAAUCAACACAAUGGUGGACGCGGGCAAGCACCGCCUCCUGAUUGACCUCUCGGACCUCCGAUCCUUCGACCCGCACCUCGCCCGCAGGCUCAUCCGCACGCCAGGCGAGCUCUACCCAGCGCUGGUGAGCGCAGUGGAGGAUGCAGUGAAGCUGGCGCACCCCAAGCACCUGCUUGAGUCUGCAGCCACGGGCGUGGGGGGAGGCGAAGUGAGCGUGGGGUUUGAGGGGCCGUUUGGGUUCCACCAGCUGUCCCCCCGCGAGCUGCUCUCGCCCUUCCUCAACUCGCUCGUCUGCGUGCACGGCAUCGUCACCAAGUGCUCCUCCGUGCGACCCAAGGUGGUGCGCAGUGUGCACUACUGCCCGAACACGGGGGCCUUUUCCUCUCGGGAAUAUCGAGAUGUCACUGCACUCACUGGCCUGCCUACACCUGCCAUCUACCCCACCAAGGACGACAAAGGCAACAUCCUAGUAACCGAAUUUGGCCUGUGCCGCUACCGAGACCACCAGGCGAUGGCGAUGCAGGAGAUGCCUGAGAACGCCCCGGCAGGGCAGCUGCCGCGUUCGCUGGACGUGCUGCUGGAGGACGACUUGGUGGAUGCAUGCAAGCCGGGGGACCGCGUGGCCAUAGUGGGCAUCUACAAGGCUGCUCCCAUGCGCGCCUCUGGCACCAUCAGCGGCACCUUCCGAACGGUGCUGGUGGCAUGCAAUGUGAUGCAGUUGAGCAAGGACGCGGUAGCUCCCCGCAUGACAGCAGCCGAUGUGAGGGCAGUGAGGGCGCUGGCAGCACGGUCAGACGCGUGGGGGGUGGUGGGGGAGUCCUUAGCGCCCUCCAUCUGCGGCCACGCGUGGGUCAAGAAGGCCCUGGCGCUGCUGCUGCUGGGGGGGGUCGAGAAGAACCUGCCCAACGGGACGCACAUCAGAGGUGACGUGAACAUGCUUAUGAUGGGAGACCCUUCUGUCGCCAAGUCGCAGCUGCUUCGAGCCAUCAUGCAUGCUGCUCCCCUUGCCAUCUCCACCAAUGGGAGGGGCUCCUCAGGCGUGGGUCUCACUGCUGCCGUCACCACCGACCAGGAGACAGGCGAGAGGAGGCUGGAAGCAGGGGCCAUGGUGCUGGCGGACAGAGGCGUGGUGUGUAUCGAUGAGUUUGACAAGAUGAGCGAUGCCGACCGGGUUGCCAUCCAUGAGGUGAUGGAGCAGCAGACAGUCACGAUCGCCAAGGCUGGCAUCCAUGCCUCCCUCAAUGCUCGCUGCAGCGUUGUUGCUGCGGCCAAUCCCAUCUACGGAUCCUACGACCACUCCAUCUCCCCCAUGCGCAACAUCGGCUUGCCCGACUCGCUGCUGUCUCGAUUCGAUCUUCUCUUCAUCCUCGUCGACCAGAUGGAUGCUGACGUGGACACCCGCAUAGCCAAUCACGUGCUCCGAAUGCACCGCUACCGCCUGCCUGGCGACGACGGCACGCUCGUCCCAGGGGAUAUACCCAUGGCAGCAGCACAUGCAGAGGAGGAGGAGGAGGAGGAGGAGGAAGAGGAAAGGCUCAUCAGGAACACUUUCCCUCCUGCUGCCUCUCCUUGUCCUCUUCCUCUUUUCCUUUCUGCCCUGGUCCCCUGUGCUGGCAUGCAGGCAGCAGAGAAGAUUGCACAGGCAUACGCGGAGAUGAGGGCUCAGGGCAUGGACGCGAGAAGGAGGUCGGAUCAAGGCACUCUCCCUGUAACGGCCCGUUCUCUCGAGACGAUGAUCCGCCUCUCCACGGCUCAUGCCAAGCUGAAGCUGCGACGAGAGGUGUUGGAGUCGGAUGUGGCAGCGGCAUUAAGCCUGCUUGACUUUGCUCUGUACCACCGCGAGCUGGAUGAGACGGACAAGCGGAUGGAGGAGGAGAGGCAGCGCGUGGAGCAGCAGCGGAAAGAAGCCGCUGCUGCCGCCGCUGCUGCCGCGGCCGCUUCUGGCGAUGGUGCUGCUGAUGGGGCUGGUGCUGCUUCUGCUGGUGCUACUGAUGGUCUGGGUGGAGCAGCAGCAGCAGCUGGGGGAAGGACGCGGCGAGGAGGCGGGCGCAAGACAAGGUCCCGUGGGAAGAGGCAACGCAGGGAUUCACAGGCGGAAGGGAGCGAGGAGGAAGAGGAAGAAUAUGUGGAGGAGGAGGAAGAGGAGGAGGAGGAGGUGGAGGAGAUUGAGAUGGAGGAAGCACCUGCGGCCGGGGUUCCACACUUGGGAGAUCCGGCACCUGCUUCUGCUGCCGAUGGGGCCUUUACUGCUGAAAGAUUCGAUGCCUUCCAGCUGGCGUUCAGUGAGCAUGCGGUGGCAGCGCGGGUUGAGUCGAUAGCAGUGGAUGAGUUGGCAGAGGUGGCCAACAAGCGAUGGCCGGGGAAGAGCUUCACUCGGGCUGAAAUCGAUGCCAUGCUGGAGGUGAGGUGA